Messenger RNA from Paramacrobiotus metropolitanus, 2823 nucleotides. RefSeq names its product major facilitator superfamily domain-containing protein 6-like. Bases 145 to 2160 code for a protein of 671 amino acids. The transcript has 11 exons. Lineage: Eukaryota; Metazoa; Tardigrada; Eutardigrada; Parachela; Macrobiotidae. Gene Ontology annotation, cellular component: membrane. The record is from RefSeq and is a predicted model, not a curated record.
AAGCAUUGCUGGGUUUACCGCGGAAUGUUUUUACUGCAAAAUUCCAUACUGAGUACAGCGAGUAGUCCAUGAUUCUAUGAUGGUUUAACCGGGUGCCAUUAUAUUUCACCAUCUUAAAAAUUAUUUGAUAAUUUUACAUUGGAAAUGGCGACCACAAAAGAACGCUCCUUUUGUGCCGUAAAUGUUAAACUAAUACCGUUGAAAAUAUUAAUAUUUAUAUUGUAUGGAGGGAUGGCUGCAUUAUAUCCGUACCUAACGAUUCAUAUGAAAUCUCUUGGUUUGACCAUCACCGAAACAGCAAUCGUAUACGCGCUUUUGCCAAUUCUUUGCUUUGCUGGACCUGCAAUUGCUGGUGCGGUUGCGGAUAAAUUGGGAUAUUACAAAGUUAUACUUGUUGGAGCGAUCCUAGUGAAUAUUGGACUGCACACGCUGAUGUAUUUUGGCGUCCCAUUAUACGAAAACAAAAAUAUUACCCAAAGCUACAAUUCGUCCCGGUUGGUAGCUUCCACAAUCUGCAAAGAAGAUUAUACUGUUCUUCCGAUAGUGGUAAACGCCACUGUACUGCAAUACAACUUCGAUGUUGCCGAUUACAAUGAAUCCAGUUGCCAAACUGCCAACUCUACUACCAUCGGUUUCGAUUCGCUAGACCUAUCAUCCUGCGAAUCGCGGUGCCCUUUUUACUGGUACCGCGAUAUAAAUAACGGAGAUGCGUCCGUCAACUUUACAUGCCCGGUAGCUGCGGAGAAUAUAACGUCUGUACAGAAUAAUUCAUCCACAGUGGAAUCAUCUUGUUGGAUCAAGUGCCGUAUGGCGCAGUCGUUUCCGGUUCUAUGUACAACACACAUCGAAAGCGGAAACCGGCAAACGACAUUUUGGUUGUAUUUCGUGUUUCGGGUGUUGGCAUCUAUCGCGCUGGCAGCGGUUUUUCCUCUGAUGGAUGCUGCUACCAUACAGAUGAGCGAGGAAUAUCAUGGGAACAUUGGGAUGCAGCGGAUGUAUUCCCUGUUGGGAAUGUGUGCUAUGGCGCCGCUGGCCGGACUUUUAAUGGAUCGGCUAAACAUGGGAUAUGCUCCGGCAUUUUAUCUGUACGAUGCAAUGCAUGUAUUAGCGGCAAUUACUGCCGGAAUAAUGAGCCUAACUGUUCGGUUGCCGGCGGAUAACAUCUGGAAAAAUGUCGGACAACUAAUGCGAAAUCCUCGAAUUGUUGUUUUUAUUUUCGUCGUUUUCUUCAUUGGUGCCGCAUGGGGUCUCCUGGACAGCUUCUUCUUUUGGUUCAUGGAAGAGGACCUGCAUUCUCCGAAGUGGUUACUUGGUCUUACGAAUACUGUCGGAGGACUUUGUGGAGUACCAGUAAUGGCAUCCGCAACAAGGCUCAUAAAGCGUUUUGGCCACACAAACAUUUUAAUCUUUUCCAUGUUCGUUUAUGGAGGACGUUAUAUUGGGUAUUCGUACGUAUACAAUCCCUACAUGGUGCUUCCUCUCGAAGCCUUUGAAGCCAUAACUAACAGUUUAAUGUGGGUCACAGCCACAAUCUAUGCCGGGAAAAUUGCUCCGCAGUACCUCGCAACGCUGCAGGGAAUUGUUGGAGGCAUGCAUUACGGAAUAGGACGUGGCGCUGGGGCUCUUAUUGGCGGCCUCAUGAUUAGGGCAGUUGGCGCGAGGGUGGCUUGGAGAAUUUUUGGAGUGGUGUGUUUUGGCUGUGGAUUCGUUUAUGCGGCACUGCAGUUUUUCUGGCUACGGAAAGUACCGAUGCCGACAAAAACAGACAGGAAGCUGAGCACCGGUCUCUCCAGCCAACCAACAUUGGAUUUCCGGAAAUCGCUGAGUCUGCGAGAGAUACACCCAAUGGCCGCUGAAGACGAACAAAAACUUGAAGAAAUUGCCAUGCUCAACGUGCUGAAAGCUACUUCCGGAGGGGUCACGGGAAGCAUCGUUAGUUUGCACCAUGACGCGGAUGUCGACGCACAAUCGGAUCACGAUCCAUAUUUUUACCAAAAAGGAAAACCGAGUAAUGCAAAUGACAGCAGCGAGCAAAAACAUUUCGAGUUUAGUAAAGGCGCAGUUGGAUACCGUGCGGAUUCAGACCCGGAGGAUGCUGCCGAUGAGCAAGGUGAUGCCGAAUAUGAUGAGCAGGGAAUCGCCGUUUAUGACAGAAAAUAAGAAGUUGGAGUACGUAUUAAAGUUUAUCUGUUAUUUUCCGUUACUGCUAUUGAUAAAACGCAGAGUUCGCACUCACUUUGAGUUGUUACAAUAAAAUUUGUUGAUAUUUUUAUGUAAAGGCUACCUUUCUGUAUUUGUAUCGCAACUGUUGAUCGCGAGGUUUUUUUUAUAAGUAGCGUCGUCGUGAUAGGCUUUGCGUUUUUGCAUUCUAACUUUUGUGCAAACGGUUUUAACUGUUGCAUACAUUUUACUGUCUUUAAAAAUUUGCUUGAAUUUGCUGUAAUCAUAAGAAUGCAGCUUUAAGACUGACCUUUCUCAGGUGUCCCUCUGUUUCAGCGAUUCGAGCAGCGAAUUCCACUCCGAUUGUACUUCGUAUACUGUAUUCUAUUUGUAGUUGAAUUAAUUUUUGGUGAAUCUUGAAAGAAUAUCGCUUUUUCCCACUCCGGUUUCCAAUGAUAACGACUUAAACUGAGAAGUUAGCAAACAAAGCAUUCUGUUAAACGUCGUGUAAUGCGAUUGACAUAACUAUCUUACACACAGUAAUUCCACAAUAGACAUCCCUAUUUUGCGUUUGGAGCGAAUUCGGUGCAGAGUACAGAUAUUAAAUCGAUUUAGCUACUUUCCGUAUCAACUUUGGAAGACAUUACUUAACUUUUUCGUCUC